Paramecium sonneborni is the source of this 371-nucleotide messenger RNA. The record is from the annotation of a GenBank genome assembly. NCBI's taxonomy places the organism in Eukaryota, Ciliophora, Oligohymenophorea, Peniculida, Parameciidae.
AUGGGAACUUGUUAAGUUAGAUCUCAAAAUAUGGAUUAAAAAAAAGUUGAUGAUUAAAUUGAGACAACAUCACAACCCAAUAUUUAAUAAUUACAACUUACUCCUUUGGUUUGUAAUAUUGUUGGAGAUUAGGAUAAAAUGGAUGAUUUAUUCUUAGAUUUUGAAAGAUAACCAUCAUUGAAACUUGUUUAACAGACUACAAGUGUAUAAGAAAAUGUAAAAUAAUAUUUUAUGGUAAGUUCCAGCUAUCUUCUAAAGUCUAAAUUACUCAUGAUCCAUAAUCUUAGUCUCUAGACCAUUCAUAGUAAACAAACAAAUCACCUUAGAAAUCGAAAAACUUGAAUAAUAAAUUUAAAGAGAUGAUAUAUUGA